AUGUACACUGCUGUCAGGUGGUUGUCACGAGGAAAAACCUUGGGAAGGGUUUUCCUUCUUCGCCGUGAAUUGGCCACAUUCUUGCAAGAUCAAGGGCACAAGAAUGCUUACGUUCGUGAUCCUCACGUUUUUUCUCGCCUUGCACAUCUGACUGACGGUUAUGAGUACGUUAACAAGCUCAACAUUGAACUUCGAGGAAAAGGGAAAUGGGUGUUUGGCCUUCAGAGUGCAAUAAAGGCUUUUAUCAGUAAGCCGCAGAUGCUACGAAAAGAAGCUGAAACUGAUAGUUACUCUCUUUUCCAUCACUACUUGGAAUUUACAGCUGCCAAGGAUAUUGAUUUUCAUGAAACACUGGAUCAAGCAAAAGAGAAACAUGAUUUACUGGAUUACUUGCAGAAUCUAACAAGGGAUAUGAAUGCUAGAUUCCCAGAGUAG
Macrobrachium nipponense is the source of this 435-nucleotide messenger RNA. Its product is annotated as zinc finger BED domain-containing protein 5-like. The transcript has a single exon. The record is from RefSeq and is a predicted model, not a curated record. Bases 1 to 435 code for a protein of 144 amino acids. Lineage: Eukaryota; Metazoa; Arthropoda; Malacostraca; Decapoda; Palaemonidae.